Messenger RNA from Danio rerio (zebrafish), 2409 nucleotides. The record is from RefSeq and is a predicted model, not a curated record. Lineage: Eukaryota; Metazoa; Chordata; Actinopteri; Cypriniformes; Danionidae.
CUCUCUCUCUCUGUGGGCAGAAUGUCUCAUGGAGGAGUUUUGGAUGCGUCUGUGAACAUCCACAGGUAGUUGCACAGUCUGCUUUUAGCGCUAUCACUUUUGCAUGUAAUUCCUCGCGAGCGCUUUUGGACACGAGAGUCUUCUGCCUUCAUAUCUGUUUUAAUUGUUGCAUGCGCGUUAUUGUAAACACAUCGGCAUACGGCAGCGAUGCGCGUUUAUAAACCUUUGCGAAUGCAUUUUACGUAAGUUUCCGCUUUAUUUAUUUAUUUUUCUUUGCUUGGGAAAUCGCGCAUGGAUUGUGUUGCAAGUUUGUGAAUGUGAAGGCAACGGCGGAAUACAAUGGCAAGCGAUUUGAAGCCUCGCUUGUGCGUAAUGAAGAAAGGAGAGAACGGCUAUGGGUUUCAUCUGCACGGAGAGAAAGGAAAAACCGGACAGUACAUACGGAAAGUGGAACGCGCGUCCCCGGCGGAGGCGUCGGGACUGCGCGCGGGUGACCGUGUGGUGGAGGUGAACGGCGAGAACGUGGAGAGAGAGACACACCAUCAGGUGGUGCAGCGGAUUAAAGCUGUGGAACAUGAGACCAGACUGCUGGUGGUUGACAGAGAGACUGAUGAGUAUUUCCGCAGUCUUCGUCUCACCUGCACUGAGGAAAUGGCCAUCCGCACGAGCCCUACAGCCACGACCCCUUUACCCUCACCCUCCACCAGUAAACAGGGCAAUGGAUCAGUGUCCAAACGGAGCGAGAUUUCCAAACCCAUCAGGAAACCUCCGUCACGAGCUCUCAAGAAGGAUGUUCAGCCCUCAUCAGAAUCCUCGACGCGGGAUCCAUCUGAGCUUGUCCCGAGGCUCUGUUUCCUGGUUCGCUCUGACACGGGUUACGGCUUCAAUCUGCACAGCGAGAAGUCUAAACCGGGUCAGUACAUUCGGGCGCUGGACCCUGGAUCGCCCGCUGAUCGCGCCGGACUCAAACCACAGGACAGACUCAUAGAGGUGAAUGGAGUGAACAUUGAAAGCAUGAGGCACGCUGAGGUUGUGGCCUUCAUCAAGAACGGCGGGAAAGAAACCCGUUUGCUGGUGGUAGAUCCAGAUACAGACGAGCAUUUCAAGAAGAUGAACAUCACUCCUACCAGCAUCCACGUCAAAGAUUUUGAUGAGUCUAUAACGAACGGCUCCUCCAGCCCUCAUGUAAACGGGACGUCCUCGCGAUCCACACAUUCAGAUGGCAGCAGUCAGGACAACAACGUACAGUACUCGAGCAGUCACCUCCUGGACCCGUUUGAAGAAACAGGUCUGAAUCUGAGCCCCACGGCGGCCGAGGCUAAAGAGAAAGCCCACGCCAAACGCGCCAGAAAGAGAGCGCCGCAGAUGGACUGGAACAAGAAACAUGAGAUCUUCAGCAAUUUCUGAAUCUCCAAAAAACAAACUCCCCCUGUUUGAGCUUCUCCUAAAGACAAAAAAAAAGCAAAACAGGCUCCUAUUUUUGUAGAAAAUGGAAAAGAUGAAGCUAAAAAAUCUGAGAAAACUCACCCGGAGGAGAUCAUGUAAGUUACACAGUAGGAUUUCUAUCUUAUAAAGGGAUGAGAGAGAGAGUCAGCAAAAGGAUUUCUGCGUCAUUUCAUGUUCACGCUGUUUAUUCAGCCACUUCAAUAUCGUACUUUCACAAUAACUGGAAACCAAAAGCCAAAUGAGACUACAUAUAACCUGUGCUUUAUAUGCACAUCGCUCUAUGAACAAAACCAUUUCGAAAGACCAACCCAGUGCGUGUGUUUCUGUGGAUUAUCAGAAGAAUGUACUUUUGCCAAAGACACACAAACCUAUAAUCAAGCUGAUGUCUGCUGCGUUUGGAUCGUUUUGAAGGGAUGAACCACUAUUGGAUGUUGAAUUGCUGAGAAGACAAAACUGGAGUGGCCCAGAAAGAGAGUUGCACAUCACUUCUUCUACACUAGAGGGCGCUGUUAAUGCUCUUUUGCUUAUGAACGAACAGGUUUGAGUUAAAUGCUAUCAGUUGUUGCAUAUUCUAUGAAGCAGUGUUUCCCAAAACUCUUCCUAGAGGCACACCAACAGUACAUAUUUCGAUGUCUCCCUUAUCUGACCCAUUCACUUCAGGUUUUGAAGUCUUUUCUAAUACUCUGAUGAGUUGAUUCAGGUGUGUUUAAUUAGAAAGAGGUGGAAAAUGUGUACUGUUGGUGUGCCUUUAGGAACAGGGUUAGGACACAGUGCUAUAAAAGAUUAGGAACACUUCUUUCACAUUUAAAACAAUAGAAAUCCUAACAUUUACAUUUGAUUUGACCUGCUUUGUCUAAAUAACAAAUGUUUUCAUUUGCUGGAAUAGUGGGAAAGCUGGGAAAUCUGACAAAUAUUAACUUCUUGACUCAUCUGAAGUUGACUAUAAAUAUACAGCAUAGGUUG